AUCCAUUCCUGCCAACAUCAUAAAUGGGAUUCUUGAGGUUCCAUGUCCUGUUUCUCCUCGUAUUCUUCGAAUCUUUUCUUCCGUUGUUUUCCUCUUCCUCCCUUCUUUCUUUCGGGUUUUAUUCAGACACUUGCCCGGCUGCGGAGACAAUGGUGAAAGAAACGGUAAGAUCAGCUGCGGCCUUGGAUCCAACCGUUCCCGGGAAGCUCCUCCGCUUGCUUUUCCACGACUGCUUUGUCGAGGGCUGCGAUGCUUCGAUACUAUUACAAGGGAAUGGAACAGAACGUGGCGAUCCGGCGAAUAAGUCGCUGGGAGGAUUUUCAGUGAUCGACUCGGCUAAAAGACUGCUCGAAAUCUUCUGCCCGAGGACAGUCUCUUGCGCGGACAUUCUUGCAUUGGCUGCAAGAGAUGCAGUCGAAUUCUCGGGAGGGCCGAAUGUUCAGAUUCCGACAGGAAGGAGAGACGGCAAUAUUUCGUUGGCGGCGAAUGUCCGGCCCAACAUUGUCGACACGAGCUUCACAUUGGAGGAGAUGGUGAAGAUCUUCUCUUCCAAGGGGUUAUCCAUGGAGGAUCUUGUUACACUCUCAGGAGCUCACACGAUCGGCACGGCUCAUUGCAGCGCAUUCGACGCAAGGUUCAAAGUCGACUCGAACGGAAGCCUUAUGUUCAUCGAUUCAUCUUUGGAUCGACAAUAUGCAGCCUAUCUAACAAAAAUGUGCCCUCCGAGUGCUGCUAUCGGCGAUUCGAUGACUGUUAGUAAUGACCCCGCCACGCCAUUUCUAUUCGACAAUCAGUACUAUAAAGCUUUGCUGGAUCACAAGGGGCUGUUCCAGUCCGACUCUGCUCUGCUGAACGACGCCCGGAUGAAGAAUCGGGUGCUCGAAUUUGCCGGGAAUCCUGACAGGUUCUUUGAGAGCUGGGCUGUGUCCUUUACAAGACUUACCAGCAUUGGCGUAAAGACCGACAAUCACGGCGAAAUUCGACAAUUUUGUACCACGACUAAUGACUGAGACUUAGAGUUGGGAUGAAUUAAUCUUGUUUAACUUAGGAUUAGGGUGUGUUUCUUUUGAUGAAUUUGAAAAAAAAUUGGUUUGAAUUUGGUAUGAAAAUAAUGUUUAAUGAGAUGUUUUGUGAGUUAAAAUUGAA
Molecule: messenger RNA, 1146 nt
Organism: Andrographis paniculata
Lineage: Eukaryota; Viridiplantae; Streptophyta; Magnoliopsida; Lamiales; Acanthaceae
Product: peroxidase 46-like
Exons: 4
Coding region: 24-1010 (328 amino acids)
Biological process (GO): hydrogen peroxide catabolic process; response to oxidative stress
Molecular function (GO): heme binding; peroxidase activity
Source: RefSeq, a predicted model, not a curated record